This is a messenger RNA of Naegleria lovaniensis, 3459 nucleotides long. RefSeq lists its product as uncharacterized. Gene Ontology annotation, molecular function: protein binding. Lineage: Eukaryota; Heterolobosea; Eutetramitea; Acrasida; Naegleriidae. Bases 1 to 3459 code for a protein of 1152 amino acids. The transcript has a single exon. The record is from RefSeq and is a predicted model, not a curated record.
AUGCCAAGCAAAAAGAAGAAAUCUUCUGCUGCAUCAUCGGGUGAUGGCAACCUCCAGAAUUUAAAUUCUGGUGAAAUAAAAAAUAUGGAAGAUGACAAAGAGCCUCUGAACGGUGUAGACCAUGCCUCCCAUCGCAAAGAGGAAAAACGCAAAAAACGUAAAAAAGGAUCUGAUGAUGGCUUGGGUGGAGACGACAAUGGUAGUACUGAUACGAAAACACUCAAAGUAAAGAUCAAACUCGGAGACUCCGAGACAACAACACAAGCAGUGGAUGACUUGGAACCAGAAAAGAAGAAGAAAAAGACGAAAUCUAAAAAGAGUGAGCCUCCGAAGGAUUUGGUAGUUGUGUUGGAUGAAAUUAUUGAGAAACUUUUCAAAGCUGACAAAAAACAAAUCUUUUGGUAUCCUGUGCAAGACGAGAUUUACCUGAAGACAAUCAACAACCCAAUGGAUUUAUCAACACUUAAAUCUAAUUUACUUCAAGGAAAAUAUGACACUGUUGCUCGUUUCAAAGCUGACCUUGAGUUGAUCUAUCAAAAUGCGGAAACUUACAACGGAGCAGGGUCACCUAUUCACAAACAAGCAGAAAAACUACGCGCCAUUUCUUCAAAGGAACUUUCUAGUUUUUCUAAUGACGACAAAAUUAUUACUCCACUAACAAGUGACACCAGUUCUGCUGAAGAGUGUAUGACUCAGAUAUUAGAUAUUCUGAAAUUUGAGGAUUCAUAUUCUAUUUUCCACGAACCAGUUCCUCUUACGGUACCAGGAUAUCACGAACUAAUCAAAAAACCCAUGGAUUUUGCCACUCUUAGAAAGAAAGUGAUUGAAAAGCAUAUUUCAAUUAGCAAGUUUGAGAAAUAUUUGAAUCGAGUUUUUGCAAAUGCUACCAAGUUCAAUCUUCCUGGUUCCAUUUACCAUAAUGAAGCCGUCAGAAUUGGAGAGUUUGCAAAGGGAUUGACACAACAAAUGAAAACAAAGUUCUCAAAAGGAGGCUCCAAAGCUGCCCCAAAAAUUACUAUUAAGAUUUCUGACCAAAACGAAGAGCCAAAAGAAAAGAAGUCAAAGAAGAAGAAAAAAGAAGAAAAAGAAGAGCAGAGCGAAGAGACAAAAGACAAAAAGCCAAAGAAAAAGAAGAAGGAAAAGAAAGCUGUUGCAAAAGAAGACAACGAAGAGAAGAAUGGGCUUGAACAACAGGCAGAAGAAGCUUCAGCCAACGUAGAGUCGAGUGAAACCACUGACAUCACUACUCCUAAGAAGUCUUCGGAUAAGAAGAAGACGCCUAAGUCAAAACCUUCCACAAAGUGGAGAGAUCGUGUUCGUAUAACAGAUCUUGAUUUUCCAGAGUUGGAGAAAGAUUCUUUAUAUUCUCUAAUUAAUCUCAUUUGGAAUAAGCUGAAUGAUAUUGACGAAUAUUCAAUAUUUAAGACUCCUGUUGGCAAGGAUGUUCCUGGAUAUCAUGAAACUAUAAAAGAGCCUAUGGACCUUUCCACGAUGAAAGGCAAAAUAGAUGCCAAGAGCUAUGAAAAUUGGAGAGACUUUGAGGACGAUGUGGAUCGUAUCUAUGACAAUUGCAAGUUAUUUAACUCACAAGAUUCAAUUUUCUCAAAGGAGGCCAACAGACAACAACGGUGGUUUAGAAAGUGGAAAAAGGACAUGGUUACUCAUUUUGGAAAACACCAGAAAUCAGACCUUACUCCUACAUUUGUUGCAAAUUAUUUUAAUGAGAUUUCUGUUGUAAAAACAGGAGCUCCAAAAUAUGACUUGUCUGCUCUCAACGAGGAAGAGGAGUCGGAAGAAGAGACCACCACACUCCCUAGAAACUCUCUCUGUUACCAUUUGCUUAAAAUUGCAGAGGAGCUGAAGGCUCAAGACAAAAGCAAAUAUUUUUGGAAUAACGUUGAUGAAAGCAUUCAUCCUAAUUACAAGGAGAAAGUUAAGCAUCCAAUGAGCCUGUCAACCAUCAUUGACAAUUGUAAAAAUGUGCACUACAAAACCAUUGAUCAAUUUGUCAAUGAUUUUGACUUGUUGCAUUCCAACACCGUCAAUUAUUUCACUUCAUCAUCAAAAGAAGCUAAGGAAUCCAAACGCCUUUUUAAUUUAUCAAAGGACAAGGUACAACCCUUGAGAUCAAAAACUUUCAAAGAUGUAUCAUCCACCUCUGCCGCUCAACAACCAAAAUCCAAUAAGAGAGAAACUAGGGCCUCUUCUUCAGCUGCUGAUAUUGAUUCAUUUAUGGAACCUGAAACCCCAUCAAAACCUUCAGACAAGAAGAAGAAACCAUCACAAACCUCACAACCAAAACCUUCAAAAAAGAAAAAGGCUCUUCCUCCAACCAAUCCUUACAGCAAAGAUAUUGACCUUGGAUGGGUUCCAAUGAUUCAACCAUGUGCUUACUGGCAAUUUCCAACAUAUACACCUGACCCUAAUCCUGAAAAUCGACCAAAAUCCAUUGAAUCUAACCAUGAUGCUACUCAAUCCUUUAUUGACCCCUCCUCAUUAUCAUCUUCCUACAGUAGAGACGAUGAGUCAGUUUCUUCCAAUGAUGAAGAGACUCCAAGGAAAGACAAAAAGAAGGAAAAGGCACAAGCAAAAGCUGCUGUUGAUGCUGUUCCAACCACCUUUAAGACGCCAAAAACCUCUAAAAAGGAAAAGGCUGUCACUAUUGCCCAAACUCCAGUCAUCACUACCCCUUCUUCAUUUACUCCUGCUCUAUUGUCACCCUCCAUUGUUCAACCUCUAUCUAACAAGACUGUCAUUCCCAACAUUGUUAUUGAAAACAGACCGCUCCCUAAACAUGCCUACCUUGUCAAGAAAUUCAGACAACGUAUUAAUUUUAGAACCCCAACAUACGACUGGAAAGCUUUACAAAACAUGUCUCUGGGCGAUUGCUUGAAAUUGUUCUCUGACGAAGAUCGAACUUUGGAAGAAAUUGUUCAAUGUUACAAAAAGCAACCAGAUAUUAUUCCCACUCAUAAUUUAUCCUAUGGCAUGAAAGACUUUAAGGAUAUCAAUGAGGAAGAUGACGAUCUUAUCCAACGUUUAAUUACUAUAGCCACUAAGAAUUCUGACAAGCAUCAUGCGCAAAGCCACCGUGACUCUGACGAAAUGGAUUCAAUUUCUCCAAAACCAGGAAGAAAGUCUUCGCUUCACAGAGUGAAAGAUUAUAUCGAUGAGGACGAAGAAGAAGAAGACAUGGAUGAAGACGAAGAAGAUGAAGAAUUAUCAGACAUGGAAGAGUUGUACGAUGAUGAAGGUAAAAAAGAAAAGCACGUUGAUGAAAUGGAAGAUGACGAAGAGGACGAAGAAAUAUCUGAAAACGAUGUGUUGGAACACGUACUUCAAGACUUUGAGACAGUGACAGUACCAAGCACAAGAAGAUCCAAUCCUGAGGAAAUGUUUAAGAAGGUCAAACAAACUCUAAUCGAUGAAGGUGUAAAUAUUUUGGUCGAAGACGAGUAA